Messenger RNA from Naegleria gruberi, 1995 nucleotides. RefSeq lists its product as uncharacterized. The transcript has a single exon. Gene Ontology annotation, biological process: lipid metabolic process. Lineage: Eukaryota; Heterolobosea; Eutetramitea; Acrasida; Naegleriidae. The record is from RefSeq and is a predicted model, not a curated record. Bases 1 to 1995 code for a protein of 664 amino acids.
AUGAAGAGAGCAACAAUAAUUAAUUAUUAUUGGGGAUUGAUAGUAGUAUUACUUUUCAUGAUGAAUUUAUUUUCAUCCCUGUCAUCAUCAAAGCCUACAAUUAAUUUAAAUAAUUUAAAGAGAGUUUUUUUGAAUGGUGCUACUACUAGUAAUAACAAUUAUAGAUUGCCAAUUAUAUUAAUUCCUGGAUAUGCAGCUUCAAUGUUAUCCGUUGAAGAAAUAGCAAACCCGGGGAAAAUUGUGAGAAAUUUAUAUGAAACUUAUCCUGAUUCGACAUUUGGCAUGAAAAUGAUGUCUAGUUCGAUUGUGGGUGAUGUGGAAAUGGAUUCAUUUGCUGCCAAGGAGAAUGGAUGGAAUAUUGUGUCACCAAUGCAAAGAUCUGGUCUCUAUGCUGUUGAUAAUUUAAAUCCAGAUUCUGAUAAUGGAGUUGGUCCGAAGAGAUACUAUUUUCAUGAACUGAUUGAAUAUUUAAAGUCAAUUGGAUAUGAGGAAGGAGUGACUUUGUUUGCAUUUCCAUAUGAUUGGAGAGAUUCUAUCAUUAACUCAGCAUUCAAAUUGUCAACUUAUAUUGCAAAUAUUAAGACUCUAACCAAGGCGAACAAGGUCAAUCUCAUUUCUCACAGUAUGGGAGGCUACGUCUCAAAAACAGCAUAUGUUGUUAACCGUGAACUUUACAAGUCUGUCAAUGUUCACAUUAGUUUUGCCACUCCCUGGCAAGGAACAGGAAGAGAUUGGAUUGCUUCAUCACUUUUUGGAGGAAAUUUGAAUAAUAUCAAGUUGGAUGCUUUGGCUGUGAGAGAUGUUUCGUUAGGUUCUAUUGCACAUUAUGAAAGAAUGGCACUCAGCAACAAGGCAAAGAAUGUUGGAGGUUCUCUCACUCCAAGAAUUGUAAUUAAUGGAGUUUCAGUAACUGAAGAUCAAGUGAUUCAAGGUUUGAAAUCUUUCCUGAAAGAAAAUACUGUAUACUAUGGUGAAAAUAAUGCCAAGUCACGAGUUAUUCCAUUCAGAGAUGAUAUUUACACAUCGAAAGCUUCCAACAAUAUUAUCAAACAAAUCUAUGAUUCUUCAAAACUCGAUCAGCCAAGCUAUUUCUACAACAUUAUUGGCAUGGAUAAACCAACUCCAAUUUCUAUCAUUCUCAAAGGUGAAGGCAUUUCUGUUGAUGCCAACAGUAAUGUAGUAAUUUCCAACUUUAGUAAUAUUUUCUAUGCCAUGGAUGACUACAUUUCUGGUGAUGGAUUGGCCACUUAUCAAUCUGUGGAAGCAGAUGGUUUCGAAGCAACCCAAAGACUCUCAUUCCCAUAUUCACACAAUGGUAUUUUGAAGAAUAUUGAUUCACAUCAGGCUAUCAAGUAUUACCUUGGACUCAAUUGUUAUAUCAUUGGUACUUGGUCCAUCACUCUCAAAGAUUCCUAUAACAAGACAAGUGUUGAAACAGUAUUCAUUAGAGAGUCAUACAAUUGGCAAGCUUACUCAACCAGAUUCAAUAUGAAUGGUACAUACUUUGGAGAUAAGUGGAAAGGAUCUAUGCAAAUUGAUGACAAGACAGCCACCUUCAACGUUGUUCUUAAAGAAGGAUCCUCAUCAGGAGAUGGAAACUGUCUCCUUUCCUCAAUGACUGGAUCCAUUCUAGAUUUAUCAUCAAAUACAAUGUAUACUCUCACUGGCCAAAGAUCAACCAGUGGUAAUGAAUGUAAUUCAGAUAAGUCUUGUCCAACUGAGAACGGUAAUUCAGUAAGGAAAUGCAUUGACGGAUUCCUGCUCGAUAGUUGUAUCAUCUCGCAGUGCAAUGCAGGAUAUAAGGUGUCUGUUGGGCAGCCAGUAACGCCAUCAAAAUGCAUUGAGGAGAAUCUUAAUUGGAUAAUAGCACCAGUGGUGAUUGGCAGUUUGUUGCUCGCUUUCCUCUUUUGUUUACUUAUAUCCCUCAUAGUAUGUGCUAUCAUCCGUUUAGCAAAACCCAAAACCACCAACAGUUCCCACUACCGACAGUUCUAA